Messenger RNA from Jatropha curcas, 1878 nucleotides. RefSeq names its product E3 ubiquitin protein ligase DRIP2. Gene Ontology annotation, molecular function: ubiquitin-protein transferase activity. Lineage: Eukaryota; Viridiplantae; Streptophyta; Magnoliopsida; Malpighiales; Euphorbiaceae. The record is from RefSeq and is a predicted model, not a curated record.
UAAAAGACUUAAACGCACGAAUUCGGCGUGUUUCGCAUUUACACGCUUUCAACUUUCAUGUUAUUUCAUCGAACAUUAAACAUACACGCACACUCUCUAACCGCAAUAAUAACAAGAAAACCAACGCAUCCUCUUUUCGUGUCCUAAAAUCCCACAAAACCUCGCGCCUAGUUUUUAGCUCUCUUACCUUCAAUCUGCAAAUUCUUCACUUGUUUAGAUCUUUCUUAUUAUUCCUCCGAUUGCCCACUUUUUGUUUCUAGAUUUUCUUUGCAGGUGUAAUGUAGUUUAGAGCAAGAGAGAUGGCGGGACAGGUGGUGAAAGUCAAGAGGGAAAUAAUAGAGGCAUGCAUGACAUGUCCUCUUUGUAAGAAGCUGUUAAGGGAUGCUACCACUAUUUCUUUGUGUCUCCAUACGUUCUGCAGAAAAUGCAUAUAUGAAAAGCUCUCAGAUGAAGAAGUAGACUGCUGUCCUGUAUGCAAUAUUGACCUGGGCUAUCUGCCUGUGGAGAAGCUGAGGCCAGACCAUAAUUUGCAAGAUAUAAGGGCCAAAAUAUUUCCUUUUAAAAGAAGAAAAAUUAAGGCCCAUGAAGUUAUGCCUUCAAUUGCAUUGCCAGCAAAAAGAAAGGAGAGAUCAUUAUCAUCAUUAGUGGUUAGUACUCCCAAGGUACCAAUGCAAACUGGCUUGACAGGGAGGAGAUCUAAAGCUAGUGCAAGAAAGGCUGCUGCUUCACGAUGCAGCUUUAUUGUUGAUGAAUCCAAUAAGAAAGAAGAUUCUGCAGAAGAUAAUCCAAUCAGCUCAAGCUCGCCUGAGUCUCCUAACAAAAUUGUGCAAAAUAAAAGGCAGGAUUCUUCUGUGGCUGAUUCUUUAAAUUCACAAAGGCAUAAACAAGAACCAGAAGAUGAUCUAGAAAUAACAGAAGGCAAAGCUGAUUUAUGGACUCCCUUAAAUUGUCUUGUCGAAGCUGCUAACAGAAGCAAGUCCUCUAAGUCAAAUUCACAAGGGUUAUCUCUUGCCAAAACGGAACUACUUGGUGCGCCUGAUUGUGAAUUUCAGUCACCUGGAACAAAGUCCAGGGCUGGAUCGCCCAAUGGUUAUUUCAGUGAAGUAUAUAUGACUAAAACUAAAAAUAAGGAGUAUGGGCAGGAUAUGAAGGUCCAUGAUGAAAAAAAUGGGGCAAAUUCACUUCAUGCAUCAGUUAAGCGUAGAAGAUUAACAGCAUCACGGAAAAGGGCUGCUAUGUCUGAAGAGCUCAGUGCCUCAGCACAAGUCAUGCUAGACGCUGCAUGUGCUAAGAAUAACAGAAGAAAUUGUCCGGUUUGGUUCUCAUUAGUUGCCUCUGAAGAUCAGAAAGGAGAUGCCUCCUUGCCGCAGAUAUCUUCAUGUUAUUUGAGGAUUAAGGAUGGUAAAAUGCCUGUCUCAUUCAUUCAGAAGUAUCUUGUAAAAAAACUUGAUCUUACAAGCGAGGCUGAGGUUGAAAUAAUGUGCCGGGGUCAGCGAGUACUUCCAACUCUGCAAUUACACAACUUGGUAGACUUGUGGUUUCGGACAGCCUCAACAUCAAAAAAGGUACCAGCAUUGGUGGGUUCCUCAGCCAAGGACUUCAUAAUGGUACUAUCAUAUUGUCGAAAGGUUCAAGCUUCUUAAAUAAUAUAGAAAUCUUGGCAGUUUCAAUCAUUUACAUCUCUUCGGACAGCAAAAUAUACUGGAUCUUGAGAAGCAAAAGCUGUAUGCUCUGACUAUUGGAUCCCUCAAAUACUAGGUUACAAGCAUGCAAUUACAUGUAUCGAUUUAUUUUAUCGGAUGGUCACAUCAUUUACGGAUUAUAUUUUCUAUGUACCAUUGUUCUUUAUAUCAAAUUACUUAUUGCUCUCUACCCAAA